CGAGGCCGGGCGCCUGCCGCUCCAGUGCCCCAUCCCGGGCUGCCGGCACCGGUGGAAGGCGCAGUUGGUGGCGUGGGCCCUGGACGAGGCGCAGCUGCAGCGCUACAACAACACCGUCAGGGGCGUUCGGGAGCUCAGGCAGCGGGCGAGCGCAUCCUCCGGGCCUCCCCCGCCCGCGGGCGGCGCGGAGCCGACGUCGCCCAGGACCGCCGAGGCACUGCGGCAGCUCGGCGUGCGCGUGUGCCCGCAGUGUGCCUCCCCGAUCGAGAAGCAGGGCGCGGGCCUGGGCCACGGCUGCGACAAGAUGACCUGCCGCUGCGGCUGCCAAUUCUGCUACGCGUGCGGCGCCGUGGCAGGUCCCGGCGGCGCUCCACGCUGCAAGUGCGUGGGCGACCACCAUUCCUACCUGCCGCACAGCAGCGUGAUGAACGACUACAGGGACGCGCCCGAUAGAGCCGGGCUCUUCGGCGGCGCCUUCGGGCACGGCGGCCCCUUCGGUGGCGCGUCGCCUUUCGGCGCCCCGCACUUCGGCGCGCCGCUGUUCGGCGCGCCUCCGUUCGGCGCGGCGCCCGGCGGGGCGCCCCCGGGCGCCGCCGCGGCGGGCUCCGGGGGCUGGCCCCCGGAGAUGCAGAGCCUCUUCGCCGGUUUCGCCAACCAGGGUGGCGCGGCUGGUCCCGCUGGCGCCGGUCUUCCUGGCUUCGCCAGCCAAGGCGGCCUCGGCGCCUUCCUGCGCCAGGCCGCGCAGCACGCCGCGGCGGCGGCCGGGCCGCCUCCGGCCCCUGGCCGGCGCUGAGCUGCGCGGAGGGGGCCGCUCGCGGCGCGGAGGGCUCGCUCGGCCGGCCGAGCGGGUGCCGCAGAGCAGCGCUCGGCGCCGAGCCUUUGUUGUUUUUUCCCUCUCGGGA
Prorocentrum cordatum is the source of this 902-nucleotide messenger RNA. NCBI's taxonomy places the organism in Eukaryota, Dinophyceae, Prorocentrales, Prorocentraceae. The record is from the annotation of a GenBank genome assembly.